Messenger RNA from Vespa velutina, 1773 nucleotides. Its product is annotated as UPF0545 protein C22orf39 homolog. The record is from RefSeq and is a predicted model, not a curated record. The coding region runs from base 317 to 751 and encodes 144 amino acids. NCBI's taxonomy places the organism in Eukaryota, Metazoa, Arthropoda, Insecta, Hymenoptera, Vespidae. The transcript is spliced from 3 exons.
GUAGUAACUUGACAUGCAUAUAUAUAUUUAUAUCAUUUAUCCAUAUAGGAUUGGUAUCUUACAAGUAUCGUUUGUACAUGUCCACUGAGUUAAGUGUUCAACAUAUUACAACCUAAAUAACCUGUUUUGUAAAUAUUUAUGAAUGAAAUUAUAAAUUAUCAUACCUGAUAGAGGAAGUGUUAAAGAGAUUUUGAUUAAUAAGAUAUUUACUUGUGUAGAUUGAUUCAUGUUCUAUGAAUAAAAAUAUUAACCUUAUCGAAGAAUAUUUUUGUGAUAGCUUAUUAUAGUUUAUUUUUUAUUUAUUAUUAAUAUAAAAAUGUCUGAAGUAACACUAGAAGAAAAUCGUUUUAAAUAUGCUUGGAUGAUAAGGCCAUGUGAAAUAUACAAAGAUGAGUAUAGUGAAUGCAAAUAUUGGAAAUCCCGUUUUCAUCAAUAUUUCAUAUAUGGCCAUAAGAUUGAUUGUUCUUCAUGGAAGGAAGAUUUUAAAAAUUGUGAAAUUUGGGAAGCAAAUAAAUCAGAGGAUGCAUACAAUGCAAUAGUAGAAAGUGAAAAAAAACGUAGACUGAACAGAUUAAAAGGACAUUUUGGGAAUAGAAUUUGGAAAAAGAGAGAUAAACCACCGGAAGAUUGGAAUAGUCCUUUACCCGAAUGGAUGCAAGAAAACUUCAAAAAUUCGUAUUUAGAAAAGAUGAAAAAUAAAGAAGCACAAGAGGCGUUAGAAAAAUUAGAUAAAUAUUGUGUCAUAAUGUAAUAUCCUUUUUUUGUGUCAUACAUUUAUAAGUAGUAAUAAAUAAUUUUCUAUCUUAAAUAAGAAAUGAAAAUUAUUAAGAAUUACUUUGAAAUAGAUUCCGAGGGUAAAUCUGGAUUUAGGUCGUCUUUGACAUUACAUACUUACGUAAUUGAAAUGAAAAAAAAAGGAAAAAAAUCGAGCGAAAAGGACGAACUAAAAGCGAAAUAUGUAACGGGUAGGGAUAAGGAAAGGGAAUGGAGGGGAAAUGUAGGAGGGAAAGAAGAGGUAAGAAUAACAGAGAUCGUACGCACGCGGAAACCUGAGAGAGUCCCGUGAAAGCACGUGGGCGUGCGCGUAGUAAUGUCAGUCAUGCGCAGCUAAGGAUUUUUCGUAAUUCGGUUACGCUGCUACAUAAGUGUUUACCCUCGCUCUUUCCCAGGGAUAGAGAGAGAGAGAGAGAGAGAGACAGAGAGAGAGAGUAAACGAUGAAAUUAGAAAGAGAAGGAGAAUGCGAACGAUCACAAAAAGGCGACUACGACGACACCCGGUGGAAGGCAUGAGGAACGCGUUAUGUGAGCGGGUUGCAUCCUCCUUGAACAAUCAUAACUGACAGUCAUCAUCAUCAUUAUCAUAAAAGUGGAGGAGGAGGAGGAGGAGGAGGAGGAGGACGACGAGGAAGAGGAAUAUAUUCGACAAUCCUCGUCUCUUCCAAUUUUUCGUGUAUGUUAUAUGUAAAACUGAUCAAAACACAAUUAUCGUUGGAUAAAACGAUAGACCGCGUGUAGUUACCAAGUGAGGUGUCCGCGCCAUGUUGAAUGGAUGACGCAAUCUGUACACAAAACAUUCUGCGUGUAUCGCGAAGGGAGCGGUUUCGACCAACGAAUCGCAAAGACUUUAUAGCCUUUUUAUUCUUCAACAAGACGCAACCUCCCUUUUUCUUUCCUCUCCCUCUCUAUAAUUCUCUUUCGUUCUUCCUCUCUCUCUUUCUCUCUCUCUCUCACUCAUUCACUCAGUCCUUUCUCCCCACCCAUCCAUCCUUUCUC